This is a messenger RNA of Ixodes scapularis (black-legged tick), 1752 nucleotides long. RefSeq lists its product as uncharacterized. Lineage: Eukaryota; Metazoa; Arthropoda; Arachnida; Ixodida; Ixodidae. Gene Ontology annotation, biological process: DNA integration. Gene Ontology annotation, molecular function: nucleic acid binding. The transcript has 3 exons. The record is from RefSeq and is a predicted model, not a curated record. The coding region runs from base 1 to 1752 and encodes 583 amino acids.
AUGAAACUGGACACAGGAGCGCAAUGCAACGUCCUGCCAAACAAGAACGUCCAAGCCAUGAGACUACAAGUGUUUCCUUUGCCAGUCAAGAGAAUUACCACAUACAGCAAUCACAAGGUCCAAGUGAUCGGUGAGGUGAAAGAAACAUGCACUGUUCGUAAUAAGCCGGCGAAGCUGAAAUUUCUCGUCGUGAACUCCGACAUGACACCAGUUUUGGGUCAGAACGCAUGCGAGCUCAACCUCGUGAAGAGAGUGCACACAGUCCAAGCAACGCGAGAAGAUGACGAAAUAUUUCAGGGCAUCGGUUGCAUCAAGAACUUUGUUUAUAAUGCCGGUGUCAAAGGAGAAGCAAGCAAGAAGUUGGAAAACAAGCCACCAAGAAGAGUCCCAUAUGCACUCAUGGAUGAGGUCAAGCAAGAGCUGACGAGCAUGAAACAGAAAGAAACCAUCGAAAAAAAAUCACAGAACCAACUUCAUCCUACUAUGGAAGAAAUUGUUGCGCAUGUCAGAGUUUCCAAGCGGUUCACUCUGCUAGACCUCAAGAAAGGAUUUUGGCAAAUGCAAGUGUCGGAACGCACCAAGAAGUAUCUAGCCUUCAGCACUCCAUGGGGCAGACUGCUAACCAUAGAGAGUGACCACAAGCUGAUCGAGAGUAUUGCAAAGAAGCCGCUGAGCAAAGCCCCUCCUCGACUACAAAAACUUCUCUUCGAUGUACAGCAGUACGCACCAACCAUUGUCUACAAGAAAGGAACAAAACUCGUGAUCGCAAAUUUACUAAGCAAAGACUGCAUCAAGAACGAGUCAGCAGGUGCAUACACAGAUGACAUACAAGUGAUGACAAUUGUACCCAUGUCACCUGAAACAGUGGAAGAACUGAAGAGGGACAUUGACCAAGACAAAGAAAUCCAUGAAGUGAUCCAAGCCACGAAAGAAGGAUGGCCAAGCACCACAAGAGGGCUCAGUGAACCAAUGAAGCUGUAUUGGUCAUUUAGAGAUGAACUCGAUGUGCAUGACGGCAUUUUGUUCAGAAGCGAGCAGAUAGUCAUUCCGAAGACUUGGAGGAACAGACUGCUCGUCCAGGUCCACGCUGGAUACCUAGGCAUAAACAUCUGUCUAAAGAGAGCCUGCAAGACUGUUUACUGGCUCAAAGAAGUACUAGAUUUCUCGUGGGAAAGAGUAGCAUCAGAUCUCUUCAACUUCGAAGGAAGAUCCUACGUUGUCAUUGUCGACAGCUACUCUGGAUACCUAGACUUCAAGAAGCUCUCAGGAGAAUCAGUUGUAAACGUCAUGAAAGAGUGGCUAGCAACUCAUGGCGUCCCCAGAGUCAUUGAAACAGACAACGGUCCCUGCUACGCAGCACAAGAAUUCAAGAACUUCAGCAGAGACUGGAGAUUCCAACAUGUGACUUCAAGUCCCAAUUACACGCAGUCAAAUGGUCUUGCUGAAAGAGCCGUUCAAACUGCCAAGGGGAUUCUCCGAAAAUGCUCUCUGGAUGGAAGCGAUAUACAAAUGGCCCUCCUCAGUUUCAGAAACACGCCAAGGAGUGAAGAACUGGGUUCACCUGCACAGAGGCUGUACAGCAGAAGGACAAGAACUCCAGUUCCUACACACAGCAAGCUACUAAAGCCCCAAAUAAUCCAAAGCGUGUCCGACAAGCUGCGUCACGAGUGCAACCAGCAGAAGACUUACACUGACCAGCACUCUAUACGAGCCCCUGCCAUGGCCCCAGGCGAUAAAGCGAAAGUCUGGUAA